CGGUGUGUUUGAAUAUGUUUGUUCUGAGCAGGUUGGUCUUGCUGUGGAAUCACCCUCAUUUUCAAUCCACUGUCCGAAUAUUCGAACAAAUACUAUCCACCAAUAGGUUGUCCUACGUUAUGAUAUGAACAUGAAACGACUCAAAAGAUGGGAUUUAGAUGCAGCUGCUGCUCGUGUACGUCAAAUACCACAACCUUAUCAGGCUACACUAAAAGGUCCAACAAGUGUUAGAAAAAUAUUCCGUAAACAAGAAGAUGCUAUUAACUUUGCCAAACAGUUCGGUCAGGAAAUGAUGGUCUUCAGUUAUGAAAGCUUAUCCCUUGGGAAUGAAGGUCAACGUUCAUUUUUAGCAUGUGGAAUCCAGUCGUUCUUUUACACGUACAAGCAAACGGCGCCUUCUUCUCGUUGUCAUUAUGAGGUAAUUAUGGUAGACAGACCAGCUAAAUUAUAUUUGGAUAUAGAAUUUUGUAGGUUAUCUAAUCAAAAUAAAGAUGGAGAAGUAGCUGUUAAUACAUUUCUAAAGGCUUUGUGUGCCUGUAUUCGAUUCUUCUAUGAUGUAACUAUUGAACCCAGUGAAAUAUUUAUAUUGGAUGCAAGCACUUCCAAGAAAUUUAGUCAACAUGUCAUAAUCAACAGUAAAAAUCUUGUAUUUCGAAGCAAUUUAGAACAAGGUCAGCUGAUUCGUAUACUUUGUAAAAGUUUGUCACAAUAUAGUUUAUUAAAUACUGAUUUCCUAUACACAAAUGAAUGUUCACAUUGUUCAAAUCAAAUUAAUCGUCUUAUACGAGGUAUAUUUCCCGAGGUUCAAUUAACUAGUAACGAUGCCAAAAAUUGUUUUGCUUUACCUAAAUUAAAACAAUCUACUUCAUCAUCAAGUGAAUUAUGGACAAGCGUGUGUGAUUUAGGCGUCUAUACACGUAAUCGUAAUUUCCGUCUGGCUGGGUCAUGUAAAUUAUCCGGUAGUGGAUUAUUAUUACCAAAUUAUGUAGUCAAUAAGAAUGAAAUAUUUUCAUGUAUAUGGUCAAAUUGGCAAUCUUGGGCACGGACUCUUGUUACCUAUAUUGAUGAACAAUGUUCAAAUUUUAUUUAUCGACCGGUGGAAAAUUGUUGCUGUAGUAAAACUGAUAACACUUUACCCACUUAUUUACCCACUAAUAAUGACAUCACUAAUUCUGAUAAUGUACAUAAAGUUCUUAACGAAAAUGACGCCAAUAUUUGUCUUCAGUCAUUACCAUUAAAAUUAAUUGUUUUCAUAAGGAAAAUUAUCCGAGAAUGGUUUAAUCGUGGAUUAUCUGAUGAAAAAACCAGUAAUGUGUUGUACAAUUUUGAGAAUCAAAUCAAAAUUAUUUCUUUCAAUAAAGGCAAGUUAGCUAUGAAAGUGGAGAAACUGCGUUUCUGUGAAAGAGUCAAUCGUUCCCAUAAAAGUAAUCAUAUUAUUCUAGUCUUUGAUCUUAUCAAUGGUUGUUAUUAUCAGAAAUGCUUAGAUCCUGACUGUCGACUGGUGGAUUUUCGUUCAUCUAGUAUGCCAAUACCUGCCGACUGUCUCAAUGUUCCUUUUGUAUGUAACGAAGAUGAAUGUGUGUUGAGUGAAAGCAAUCUAACUAAUAAAGUUGAAUAUUUCAGUGCUUUUGUAACACCUGAAGAUUUAAUGCUCGCUUCUAUACUGGAUGGUUUUCAAAAUUAAUACAGUUUGUUCAAAGACAACACAUGAUUUUUUUAUAUUUAAUAUGAACCAUGCAUUUUACUUAUUAAAACGUGCGAUAACAAACCAUUUUCAGGGCGUUUAUUAAACAACUAACUCGGUCAUGAUGGAUAUCUCUUCGUCUUGAUUUGAUGAAUUCAACACUUCUGGCUUUCAAGUAUUUAUAAAGUUGGAAAUGUAGUUGGCUUUUCUAAAUAGCACCUUAACCAACAGUUUAUAUCCCAUAUGUUACUUUCUAUGUUUUCCAAAAAAUUAAUUAUACAUUUUAAACAGGUUUAGUUUAUUUUUGUGAAUUAAUAAUAAAACACUUAUUUAUAUAACUUUGUUUUUAUUACUGAAAGUCGAACUUAUUUCGUAUACGGUAUAAAUGUCUA
Messenger RNA from Schistosoma haematobium, 2076 nucleotides. RefSeq lists its product as uncharacterized. Bases 125 to 1684 code for a protein of 519 amino acids. Gene Ontology annotation, molecular function: DNA-directed DNA polymerase activity; chromatin binding. The record is from RefSeq and is a predicted model, not a curated record. The transcript is spliced from 13 exons. Gene Ontology annotation, biological process: error-prone translesion synthesis; mitochondrial DNA replication; replication fork processing. NCBI's taxonomy places the organism in Eukaryota, Metazoa, Platyhelminthes, Trematoda, Strigeidida, Schistosomatidae. Gene Ontology annotation, cellular component: mitochondrial matrix; nucleus.